Aureobasidium vineae is the source of this 1059-nucleotide messenger RNA. The record is from the annotation of a GenBank genome assembly. NCBI's taxonomy places the organism in Eukaryota, Fungi, Ascomycota, Dothideomycetes, Dothideales, Saccotheciaceae.
AUGUCAGAAGAACCGCAGUCGCUUCGCACAGUAUGGCAGACGGCCGAGGACAAGCGUAGACAGAUCGAGAGCUCAUGGGACACGAAUUCGGCCGCUCACCAAGCGCUGGUUAACGCUGCCAUCGCCAGCUAUGAGCAGUGUCUGCGCAUCCAGGAUCAAAUCGCCCUCUUCAGUCCCAACGAGUCUCUGGAAGACAUUGCCACCAAUGACCUGCAUCAUCUCCUCGCUCAGUACCGCCUCGCCGACCUGGUCCAGCGCUUGUCAUCCCCGGACCGCAAAGCCCUUCUGCGUCGCGCUCAAGACUCGUACGAGAAGUUCCUACGCCAGCUCGACCUGUACGACAUUCUGUCCUCUUCCGACCUAAGACUACUCGAGCAAUACCGUGAAGACCCUUCCACCUUUUCCACAGCCUCGACCUCAGAUCCUGCCGCUCGCCGAGAGAGAAAGAUUCUACGUUUCAAACAAGAGAAGGACCUUAAGCAAAAACUACAACAUUUGCAACAAAAUCCUGCUGCUCUACAGAAUGACGACGACAUGCACCGUCGCUUGCAAUUGACCCAAAUCGAGUUCUGUGUGCACCAAACCUUCCAGUCUCUUGAAUCCAUAGCCCAGGAGCUUCACAUCCUCUCAAGGGCUCCUCCACCCACACCGCUAGGCCAACAGUCUGCGCCUUCCGACCUCAGAGAGCGCCACAAGUCCAACGAUGGCUACUCGGAGAGACUGGACGGUCCUAUGUCUGCUGGCCUGUCAGGUCCUAUGCUAAGCAAAGAUGGCAAACCGCUCCGCCCAUUCACCCUUCUCAAUACUCGCCAGACAAUGCAGGCUGGCGUCUUUCGUCCUGACCAUAGCCUGCCUACCAUGACUAUCGACGAGUACCUCGAGGAGGAGAAGCGUCGUGGUGGCAUGAUAGAAGGUGGAGGCGCACAGUCUGGCAUUCCACCAGAGGUUGACGAGGACGACUUGGAAAAGGCAGAUGAAGAGACUAUGAAAGCCAGAGCUUGGGACGAGUAUGUCGAAAACAAUCCCAAGGGUGCUGGCAACACCUUGAACAGGGGUUGA